Molecule: messenger RNA, 2286 nt
Organism: Fundulus heteroclitus (mummichog)
Lineage: Eukaryota; Metazoa; Chordata; Actinopteri; Cyprinodontiformes; Fundulidae
Exons: 2
Coding region: 624-1022 (132 amino acids)
Source: RefSeq, a predicted model, not a curated record
CUUGUCUAAUGGAGCACAUCUUUCUCUCUUGUUCUUGUAUUGCUUGUAGCUGGAAUCAGAUUUUAGAUUUGUUUCUAUUGUUGCAUUCAGUUCAGGUGACCCCCUCACGAGCUGAUUAGUUCUUUGUUGUUUAAAAAGGACAGUGCAAUACUUUAUUAAUUGUGUCCUUUUGUCACAAUAUUUUCAUUUUUUCCUCUUUUCCAGCAUAUUGAGUUAUUUUAAACCCUCCACUUUCCUCUUUGCAGCCUCUGACUAACUGAGAGAAUGAUCUGUUUCCUUAGGGCUGUGCAAUAACAGUCUUAUGACUGGCUAAUUGUAAUGUUUUGUACUAAGAGAGGCUGUGUUCAGAUGACCUCCAGGCAUCUGCUGAGGUUAUGGACUAUAAAAAGCUAAAUACCACCAGCAGAACAGCUCAGCUGCAAACAAACCAGUAUUUCAUGUGUGCCUGCAGUUGUAAGGGAGGACUGAGCUGCACGGAGGUUCCAAGUUAAGAGCGCUUCUCGAUGCUAAAACCCCAUCUUCCAGGUAUCUUCUCUCUGUCUGGAGACCAGGGAAGCUCUUAGCUGGGGAAUUGGAAGUGAUUUGUUGUACCAGUUUUAAAGAUUAGAUUUUUAGGCUUCGAAAUGAGUAAGUUUAAUGGCGAGCUGACGCAGAGGGAGCAGGAGAUGCUGAGAAUCCGCCGGGACAGCGACACCAAGGCUACUGAACUGGCUAAGAUGGAGAAGAUGCUGCAGCAAACAAAGAACAUGCUGGAGAAGAAGACAGAUUCCAGUGUGGAGAGCAAGGGUUACCAGGAGAACAUGGUGGAGGACCUGGAGGAGAGGGUGCGCAACACCAGGCGGUACAGGAGAAACUCACUCCACCACACACAGAUGCUGGAGAGCCAGAUGAAGACGGUGAAAGGCGAGCUGGUGGGCACGUUGGACCAUCUCCAGGAGCUGAGGAACGUGCUGCGCCGUUCACAGCAGAAAGCAGAAGAGCGCAAAGCGGCCAUGGAGAAGCUGGCGGCGGGUCUCAGGUGAACAACCUCCUCUAGAGUCAGCUUUUCACCAUUUCUCGCUCCAACACCAAUCAAAAUGUUCAUCUUCACGCAAGGCUGAGCAUAAGAGCCCAUCUAUUUCCACGCCCAGCUGUACACCAACACAACUGAAGAAGAUGAGACUUAAGCUGCUUUCACUGUUUACAUUAUAUGCAAAUGUUCCCAUGGUCCCACACAGCAAUCACCCCUGUUUAUUUCUAUAAAAUAGAUAGAGCUAUGUGUGAUAAACAACAAUUUACUAGUCACUUAAAGUGUUGAAAAUCUAGUGUUCCCCAAUGUGAUGUCCUAGAUUUGUACCAUAGCCAGGUUCUGUUGCCUGGUCUGUUCCCUGAAGACAAAGAAGUGUGUUGUGGCAGAGAUGCGAUCAGAACCCAUUUAGUCUAGCCUGUUUCCCACUGUGUCACAUGCUGUGAAGAGAUUUCCUCCAGAAACUCUGACUUCAUCAUGACAAUCAUGCUGUAUGAACGGUUUGUAAUCCUGACGGAACGAUCCUUCCUCAGUUAUUGUCUCAGCAUGCUCAUAACAAAAACCGUUGCCCUACAAGGGAUUGGAGAUUGUUUUAUAGGUUUGUGCUGAAAAAGCCCGUGUAAUAAAGCAGCAGAGAUCCACCUUAUCUAUAUUGAUUUAUUAUUUGAAAUGAGAAAAAGACAGCUGAUUAGAGGCAAAUUGUGUUUGAGAGAACUUGAUGAGGCUUAUCUAUGGAGGCAUGGUGGAUGUUCUCCCCUGAUGUUCCCACAGAGGGCGCUAGAGACUUCUCAGAAAUCCGCCUGGAAGAGAAAAGCAGAGGAACCUUUUCACUGUUCCUUUGUAUGAACCUAGAUAUAAAGAAAUCAUGUGUUUAGAAGAAUGUUUGUGUUUGCAGGUUAUCAGAGGAAAGCCUUUUCCCCCACUUUUACAUCUCAUAUAAAUGCGGAUCAAGUGGAAAACAACAACUGUUCAGGGUCCUGUGUCAUAUUGUGGGAAAACUUUUGGCCAAUCUGUCUGUAUGAUGUGAUUGAAUUUGACUCUGUAAAGUGCCUUGAGAUGACAUGUGUUGUGAAUUGGAGCUAUAUGAAUAAAACUGAGUUGAAUUAAUUUGGAUUGAGUCAUGUUGCAGUCACAGACUUCAAUGCAUUUUAUUGGAAUAUUAUGUUACCGAAGCAACACAAAGCAAUAAAUGAUAUUGAAAGAAGGAUUUUUCCCCCAGCCAAAUAAUAUAUAUUUUUAAUCAAAAUCUGAAAUAAAUUUGUGUCUUGCAUUUACAUCCA